Molecule: messenger RNA, 452 nt
Organism: Dimorphilus gyrociliatus
Lineage: Eukaryota; Metazoa; Annelida; Polychaeta; Dinophilidae
Source: the annotation of a GenBank genome assembly
AAAUAUAAACUGGUAUUCUAUACAUAAAAUCUCGUGGCUGUUGAAAAAUGGAAAACGAAGAACCGAUCGUUAGAUUAUGUACUAAACUCGACAUUAUCCAGAGUCUAGAGGAUGGCCAAACUGUUAGGGAAUUGUCGCGAGACUUUGACUUGAAUGAAGAUAUUAUUGAACAAAUAUGGUGGGAAAGAAGAAAAACUAAACAGAAGAUAAGAAGGGCUAAAGCGGCAAAAAGAAAAAAAAAGAUUAAAAGACGAGAAGAACUUGAAAAGGAGAAUACUGAGGUGACGGCAAGUAUUGAAGAUUAUGAAUGUUUCGAGACCAUACAGUUUUUAGAAAAGAAUUUAAUGGAUUGCGAACGUAGAGAGGAUUUGCUGUCAGCUUUGUACAGCGUGAAAAAGGAUUUACAAGAAAAUAAAAUUAAAGAAGGUCUGUUCAGUAAAGUAUUUACUUAG